Messenger RNA from Nicotiana tabacum (common tobacco), 1019 nucleotides. RefSeq names its product inactive protein RESTRICTED TEV MOVEMENT 1-like. The record is from RefSeq and is a predicted model, not a curated record. Gene Ontology annotation, molecular function: carbohydrate binding. Lineage: Eukaryota; Viridiplantae; Streptophyta; Magnoliopsida; Solanales; Solanaceae.
AUCUUUUCCUUCCACAAACAAUAUUUUCUACCACUAAUUAAACACAAAAAAUCGUAAUCAUGAUUAAGGUUUGUCCAUUUAUUGGAUUAAAUGGUGAAAUAUGGGAUGAUAAGGAAGAUAAAGUAGUCAAGAUUUUUAUAUCUCAUGGUAGAAGAGUGAAUUUCAUUCAGUUUUUAUACAUAAAAAAUGGAUUCUUUGUCUUGUCCAAUAAACAUGGUGGUGAUGGAGGCUUAAGAUUUGAUACAAUUAAACUUGAUUAUCCCUCAGAGUUUAUCACUUGGAUACGUGGUUACUAUGUGGAAUUUCAUCCUACAGUAAUUCAACCUGCUAAUUAUGUGACAUCAAUCACAUUUGGUACAAAUAAAGCUACUUAUGGACCUUUUGGAACCCAUGAAAGUUCUGAUACUGAGUUUGAUUUUCAGUUUGGAACAGAUGGAGCUUUUGGUGGAUUUCAUGGCACAACUCAUAUUCAUUAUCUUGAAAGUAUCGGUGUUUAUAUCAAACCAAUUACUUGUUCUACAACAGUAGAGAACAGGGAAGCAAAUAACAGUGAUGUUUCAUGAAUUUAUGAAAUUCGAAUUUAGUGAAAAUUGAGUAGUAGCUCACUGACAAGGUCGUUGAUUGAUAUCUUAUCGGGGUUUUGGAUUUUCACUAGAUCAUUAUGUUUUCUUUUAUCUUUCUCUUAGACGUUCCUCUGCCUUAAAAGGAGACAUGGAUGUCAAGAAUUAGGGUAGAAGGUAGUCGAGCGGUUUCUCUCUCUUCUGUGAUGGAGUAUGGUUCUAAUUUAUAGCAUGUUAUGUGCUCCCCCUUCUCCGUAUCAAUGCUAUUAUUAUUCUAGUAUUUUCUUAUUCAUCAAUUUUUGUACUAAUGUUGUUUCUUAUAUUCUUUUAUUUUCUUCUUAGCUUUUUUUUUUUCUCUUGUAUUUUUCAAACCUAUUUGGAAACGCUUUUUUUUUUUUUGUGCCAAGGUAUGCGUGUGGGAUCAUAUACUGUGUAUGUAGUUAUUGUUGACAAAUAUGU